UUAUGGAUGCUCGCGUUACGUUUGCAUGCGCAGCGACAAUCUCCCUUUCGUACUGAAGACGCCACCGAGAAGUUCGGUUUGGAAUCUAGCAACACAAUGGCACCAAUUAAGAAGUCGAAAAAGGCGAUGGAAAGCAUCAACUCGCGCCUGGCUUUGGUGAUGAAGUCUGGCAAAUACGUUCUUGGAUUCAAACAGUCUCUUCACGCCUUACGUCUAGGAAAAGCCAAGCUGAUUAUAAUUGCUAACAACACGCCCGCUCUCAG
Messenger RNA from Penaeus vannamei (Pacific white shrimp), 263 nucleotides. The record is from RefSeq and is a predicted model, not a curated record. NCBI's taxonomy places the organism in Eukaryota, Metazoa, Arthropoda, Malacostraca, Decapoda, Penaeidae.